Messenger RNA from Postia placenta MAD-698-R-SB12, 726 nucleotides. RefSeq lists its product as hypothetical. NCBI's taxonomy places the organism in Eukaryota, Fungi, Basidiomycota, Agaricomycetes, Polyporales, Adustoporiaceae. The record is from RefSeq and is a predicted model, not a curated record. Gene Ontology annotation, cellular component: cytoplasm. The coding region runs from base 1 to 726 and encodes 241 amino acids. Gene Ontology annotation, biological process: signal transduction. The transcript has 3 exons.
AUGACCCAGUCGCGUGAAGAUUCCGUCUACCUCGCCAAGCUCGCUGAGCAGGCAGAGCGUUACGAGGAGAUGGUCGAGAACAUGAAGCGUGUCGCAUCGUCAGACCAGGAGCUCACCGUCGAAGAGCGCAACCUACUGUCCGUCGCAUACAAGAACGUCAUCGGUGCACGCCGUGCGUCAUGGCGGAUCGUUUCCUCGAUCGAACAGAAGGAGGAGUCCAAGGGUAACGAGGCGCAAGUAGUAAUGAUCAAGGGCUACCGGGAGAAGAUCGAGACCGAGCUUGCAAAGAUUUGCGAAGACAUUCUCGAGGUUCUCGAGAAGCACCUGAUCCCCUCUGCUGCGUCCGGAGAAUCGAAGGUGUUCUACCACAAGAUGAUGGGUGACUACCACCGUUACCUCGCCGAGUUUGCAACUGGCGACAAGCGGAAAGAGAGCGCUGACAAGUCGCUCGAGGCCUACAAGGCUGCAUCCGAUGUCGCUGUCACUGAGCUUCCCCCGACACACCCCAUCCGUCUCGGUCUUGCGCUCAACUUCUCUGUGUUUUACUACGAGAUUCUCAACAGCCCCGACCGCGCAUGUCAUCUCGCGAAGCAGGCGUUUGACGAUGCUAUCGCCGAGCUCGACACACUCUCGGAAGAGAGCUACAAGGACUCGACCCUCAUCAUGCAGCUCCUCCGUGACAACCUCACUCUCUGGACGUCUGACAUGCAGGAAAACGGUAACUAG